AUGGCGCAAGGUCCAGCCAAGAAGCCAAAGGCACCAGCCGUAAAAACCACGCAGCGCAAGCAGACCGGAAACCGUGUAAUCAAACCGAAAAAGGCCGUCCUGAUCAAGCAGAAUACGAUGAAGAAGGCGCAUUCCAGUGGUCUGGCAGCCCUGACCGAGAAGUCUCUGGCCAAUAAAGCGGGACAUUUGGAGCUUUUGAAGGGCGGCAAGAGGGAGAAGCGGGUCGCGAUGAAGGAGGCGGCAGAGAAACUAGCGAAGAAGAAGUGA
Molecule: messenger RNA, 267 nt
Organism: Ramularia collo-cygni
Lineage: Eukaryota; Fungi; Ascomycota; Dothideomycetes; Mycosphaerellales; Mycosphaerellaceae
Exons: 3
Coding region: 1-267 (88 amino acids)
Source: RefSeq, a predicted model, not a curated record